Molecule: messenger RNA, 689 nt
Organism: Selaginella moellendorffii
Lineage: Eukaryota; Viridiplantae; Streptophyta; Lycopodiopsida; Selaginellales; Selaginellaceae
Exons: 2
Coding region: 87-539 (150 amino acids)
Source: RefSeq, a predicted model, not a curated record
GAUCGGCAGCGAUCGCGAUCGCGCUCGCCGGGGCCGACGCGGAUCCAUAGCGGUAUGCCGCGGUGGGAAUUCCACUCCCAGCGCCAAUGCACAAGCUGGUGAUCCAGGCGCUGGAUUCCGGGCGCCGGGGCGUCGAAUCGCUGGCGCGCAGCCUCUCCUGGCCUGGAAAUCUCGAUGAGGAGGAGGAAGAAUCACCGCACAAGAAGCGCUUUCUUGGAAUGUGGAUCAAGAACAGCAUCGUCAAGCGUAGUAGUAGCAGUUUAGAGAAUUCUCCUUCUUUUCCCGACGAUCGACCGCCCUGGGUGAGGCGACCGUCAUCAGCAUCCCUGGCACUGGCGGAUGAGGUUGCCGAGAAGUCCCUGGUUGGAUCUUCGGGAUUUAUGAGACCUCUGGAUCCAAUGUGGGUGCUGAGCUCUGGAUUUGGGCCGAGAUGGGGGAGGCACCACAAUGGCGUCGAUCUCGCGGCUCCAAUUGGAGAGCCAGUGCUCGCUGCCGAUUCCGGGGAAGUAACUUAUGCUGGAUGGGAGCCUGGUGGCUAGAGAUUACGCACAGAGAUGGAUGGAAAACUUUGUACGCGCAUAAUAGCGAGAUAUUUACAUGGGAGGGACGGCAAGUGAUGAGAGGAGAAUGCAUCGCGUCGGUUGGAGAGACCACUUGCACUGGGAGAUCCGGGACAAGUUUGGCCAUCC